GUCCAAUUCCUCAUCGGACGGUGGUUCAUGAUGUUUGCCUCCUUCUUGAUCAUGGCCGGCGCGGGCGCAACCUAUCUCUUCGGUGUCUACUCCAAGGAAAUCAAGGCCACUCUCGGCUACGACCAAUCAACCCUAAACCUAAUAGGCUCAUGCAAAGACCUCGGUGCCAAUGUCGGUGUCCUCUCCGGCCUACUCGCCGAGGUAGUCCCGGUGUGGUUCGUGCUCCUAGUCGGCUCCGCCAUGAACUUCGCCGGAUACUUCCUCAUCUGGCUGGCCGUCACGAAACGUAUCGCGAAGCCGGCGGUGUGGCAGAUGUGUGCGUACAUAAUUAUUGGCGCAAACUCGCAGAACUUCGCUAACACCGGCUCCCUCGUGACUUGUGUGAAGAAUUUCCCGGGAAGUAGAGGUAAGAUGCUAGGUCUUAUGAAGGGUUUCGUAGGGCUUAGUGGCGCCAUUUUCACGCAACUCUACUAUGCGAUUUAUGGGAACGAUGCAAAGUCUCUGAUUCUAUUAAUUGGUUGGUUGCCCGCAGUGAUUUCGAUACUAUUUGUUUUCAACAUUAGGGAAUUGAAAACUUCUAGACACCCUAAUGAGGAAAAGGUCUUCAACCAAUAUCUAUUUAUAUCAAUUGUUUUGGCUUUGUGUCUCAUGGGACUAACCAUUGCUCAAAAAAAAGUCAAUUUCUCACACAAUGCCUACAUAGUAAGUGCAACUGCUGUUUGUGUGUUGCUUUUCCUUCCAUUGUUUAUAGCAAUCAGAGAAGAAUUAGCAACGUGGAAGCAGAGGAAACAAGUGAGUGCACCUACUAGUAGUGUUGGUGUUGUGGUUGAGGAACCGCCGUUGCCGGAGCCAAAGCCGGUGGAGGCUGCAGCCGAGUCUUCGACAACCCUAAUUGCAAAGAAGGAGGAAGCUCCGUGUUGUGGCGGGAACAUCUUCAAGAAGCCACCAAGAGGUGAAGAUUAUGGUAUAAUGCAAGCCCUACUGAGCCUUGACAUGAUUAUCCUUUUUGUGGCUACAUUGUGUGGACUAGGUUGCAGCUUGACCGCAAUUGACAAUUUGGGGCAAAUUGGGGAGUCAUUAGGCUACCCGACCCAAACCAUUAGCACAUUUGUGUCACUCAUGAGCAUAUGGAACUACUUUGGGAGAGUUGCUGCAGGUUUCGGCUCCGAAAAAAUCCUAACAAAAUGGAAAAUCCCGCGCACUCUUAUCAUGACAUUCUCCCUUUUGUUACCUUGCGUUGGUGACAUCCUCAUUGCAUUCCCAUUCCCCGGUUCAGUCUACGUCGCCUCGUUGCUCCUUGGUUUCUCCUAUGGUGCGCAACUCACUCUAGUUUUCGUCAUCAUAUCGGAGCUCUUUGGAUUGAAAAAUUAUGCUACCCUUUUCAAUUGUGGCCAAUUGGCAAGCCCGAUUGGAUCAUACGUACUCAAUGUGAGAAUUGUUGGGAAGCUUUAUGACGAGGAGGCAUUGAAGCAACUUGCACUCAAGGGCAUGACUAGAUCAAUGGUGAAGGAAUUGACUUGCAUUGGCAAGCAAUGUUAUAGGCUCUCUUUUAUAAUACUAGCCGUUACAAAUUUGGUUGGGGCACUUAUUUCUCUGAUUUUGGUGUAUAGGACUGUUGCAUAUUAUAAGAGUGACAUCUAUAAGAAGUUUAGGGAGGAAAUGGAAGCAAAUGAGAAGGAAAUGGCAUUGGUUUCUACUACUGCAAAGUAA
Molecule: messenger RNA, 1710 nt
Organism: Cornus florida
Lineage: Eukaryota; Viridiplantae; Streptophyta; Magnoliopsida; Cornales; Cornaceae
Product: protein NUCLEAR FUSION DEFECTIVE 4-like
Exons: 1
Coding region: 28-1710 (560 amino acids)
Cellular component (GO): membrane
Source: RefSeq, a predicted model, not a curated record